This is a messenger RNA of Drosophila nasuta, 1543 nucleotides long. It is a transcript of the gene Ravus, whose product is annotated as ravus. The transcript is spliced from 2 exons. Lineage: Eukaryota; Metazoa; Arthropoda; Insecta; Diptera; Drosophilidae. Gene Ontology annotation, molecular function: DNA binding. The record is from RefSeq and is a predicted model, not a curated record. The coding region runs from base 56 to 1198 and encodes 380 amino acids.
CUACUCUGGUCACACUGCACACAAUUUGUUUAUAUUUGUUGUAAGUAAGUAAUAAAUGUCAAAUUUACAGCUGACCCAAGAAAAACUCGAUGCAUUGCGCUCUGAGUACAGACCACGUAGGCCGUGUGCGCUUCUCAAAUAUCCCAGACCGAAGACAAAGCCCGAGUAUCAGAGUCUAUAUCCCUGGAUAAUACUCGAUGAAACGGAUCCACACUUUGUGUUCUGCGCUGUCUGCGAAUGUCGACUGAGUGCCAAACGAUCCGAUCUUGGGAAGCACGAGGGCAGCAUCAAGCAUUCGGAGAAUGCACAGCGCAAAUCACUAUCUUUGAGCAAUGAGGUAAAGGCUGAAGGGGCAAAUGGAGUGAAGUGGGAGUUUAACGAUGAUGAAGAUGGUAUUGUGCCAUCGUUGGGCUUUGGCGCCGAUGUUGCUGAUAUGUGCAAGACUGAAGAAGACGAAGUGGAGGCUGAAGCAGAUGCUGAAGAAGAUGAAGCUGACGCCGAUGCUGAAGUAGAUGAUGAUGAUGACGGCGAAGUCGAUGGUGAUGCUGACCUUAAUUCAGAAUAUGAACCACAGACUAAACGACGUGUCUCCGAAACAGACUCGCAGAAUUCCGGAAUGUUGGAGUAUUUGCCACUGCAGGUGACAAUCAAUGAACUACCUCACGUCCAGCUAACGCCAGCAGCUCAGCUCUCCGCACAUUGUCAACAGCAACCGGUGACCUCAACGCCACAACCUUGUCGCAUUACUAUUAAAAAGGUAACGGCACCGACAUUGUCCAGUACGACAACGAACAGCUGCCAAACGCAGCAGCAGGAAAUCACCUCUAAGGCAACCAUAACACCCAUUUCCAGUGGCUGUUACACGCCCACAGUUCGUCAGCCGCAGCUGCAAUCCUAUGCUAGCCGACAACUGCAGUCAUAUCAAUUACAGCACAUCGCUGCACGCGACUCCCUUGAUCUCUUCUUCGACAGCAUUUGCGCCACGGUGAAGACACUGCCGCCAAAGCUGGCAACCGAAGGUAAAAUCCGUGUAAUGCAGCUGAUCGGUGAGCUGGAACUGCGCGCCAUCAAUGAGCGCGAAGCGGUGCCAACAGUGAAUCCGAUCGGCACGCCACCAGAUGCUUCAGCCUCCACGGGAACUGCAGAUGCGCCAGGAAGCAGUCAGCAGAAUGCAACGGUGGCAUCGACAACCAAAUGAUCGGUGUGAAUGCUUAGUCCCUGGAACCAGUUCAAACCAUACUCUUAUCAUUAGCGAAAAAGAUUCGUGUGCACUGCAUACUGUUAUAUGAUUGUUAAUAGCAUACUUCUAUACAUAUAUAUAUAUCGUAUAUCUAGUAUACACAUAUAGUAUUAGGCUUCAUUCACAACCGUCAGCAGCACAGUUGUAAUUUUGACCACGCGGGUGCGAAGGUAAAUACUGUUAUCACCCUUUGCUGCAGCAGCUGUUAUCGGUCAAAGAUUGAUUAAGUAAAACAGAAAAAAAUACCAUUCAAUUAUUAAUUAAUUAAAAUUUAUCAUUAAAAAAGUCUGACAAAAUCAACAA